AUGGCCAUCAACUCGGCUCCUGAGUCCUCCCUUCUCUCCCUCCUCUACCGAUCCUACCCCGCCGCCGUCUCGCCCGAUGCCACUGAGCUCGACCUCCACCACGCCUCGCCCAAGAUUUUCCCCCAGACCAGCUUUUCCGUCACCGAGGAGGCCGACAUCAAGCAAUGGCUGUGCACAAUCUCCGGCCUGCAGGGCGCCCUCACCAAGGAUGAGAAGACUGUGAUUGAGAGCAUCCUCACCCAGCUGAACACUCACUUGGCUGUGCGGACAACCCUGCUGGGUGCAAAGCCCUCAGUGGCUGAUAUCGCCGUGUAUGCUCUCCUGGCUCCUGUCGUGGAGAAGUGGACUCCCGAGGAGCGCACUGGCGAGAAGGGCUACCACCACAUUGUCCGUCAUGUGGACUUUGUGCAGAACAGCCGAUUGUUCGCAUUGCAGAUCCCCGACGAGGAGAAGAUCGCUAUUGACGUGAAUGAUGUGCGAUUCGUCCCCAAGCCCGUCGACCCCAAGGAGGAGAAGGAGCGCAAGAAGAAGGAGAAGGCUGCUGCUCAGAAUCCCGACGCUGCUGCUUCCACUGGCAAGCCGCUGGUCGUGGGACAGGGCAAGCCCGAGAAGGCCAAGGGUGGAGAGGCUGGAGAGGCCCCUGCUGGCGGCAAGCCCAAGAAGGAAAAGAAGGAGAAGAAAGAGAAGCAGCCCAAGCCUGCUCCUGCGCCGGCCGCUCCUCCGUCCCCGUCCAUCAUCGAUCUCCGUGUCGGCCACAUCCUUCGCGCCAUCAACCACCCCAACGCCGACUCUCUCUUCGUCUCGACUAUUGACUGCGGUGAUGCUCCUGGCUCCGAGAACACCUCGUUGGAUGAGGCCACUGGCAAGACUGUUCGCACUGUGUGCUCUGGAUUGAACGGUCUAGUCCCGUUGGAGGAGAUGCAGGACAGAAAGAUCGUUGCCGUGUGCAACCUCAAGCCUGUCACCAUGCGCGGUAUCAAGUCCUGUGCCAUGGUUUUGGCUGCCUCUCCUCGUGUUGCCGAGGGUGAGGACUCGCACGCCGGUCCCGUCGAGCUGGUCAGCCCUCCUGCCGACGCCCCUGCCGGUCAGCGCAUCACUUUUGACGGCUGGAGCGAGGGUGAGCCCGAGAAGGUGCUGAACCCCAAGAAGAAGGUCUGGGAAACUUUCCAGCCCGGUUUCACCACCACCGAGAACCUCGAGGUUGCAUUCGAGAGCAGUGCCGUUCCUGCCGUGCAGGGCCAGGAGGGCAAGCCCGCCCUUGGCAAGCUGCUGACCCAGUCUGGUGGUAUCUGCACAGUGAAGAGCUUGAAGGGAGCUGCUGUCCGGUAA
Messenger RNA from Aspergillus wentii DTO 134E9, 1329 nucleotides. Its product is annotated as putative cofactor for methionyl- and glutamyl-tRNA synthetases. Gene Ontology annotation, cellular component: methionyl glutamyl tRNA synthetase complex. The transcript has a single exon. The coding region runs from base 1 to 1329 and encodes 442 amino acids. The record is from RefSeq and is a predicted model, not a curated record. Gene Ontology annotation, molecular function: tRNA binding. NCBI's taxonomy places the organism in Eukaryota, Fungi, Ascomycota, Eurotiomycetes, Eurotiales, Aspergillaceae.